Molecule: messenger RNA, 1839 nt
Organism: Oncorhynchus mykiss (rainbow trout)
Lineage: Eukaryota; Metazoa; Chordata; Actinopteri; Salmoniformes; Salmonidae
Source: RefSeq, a predicted model, not a curated record
UGCUGCUCUGACUGUGGGAAGAGAUUCACAUCAUCAGGCAUUAAAAUUCAUCAGAGAACACACACAGGAGAGAAACCUUACAGCUGUGAUCAAUGUGGGAAGAGAUUUGCUACAUCUGGCAAACUGACUCUACACCAGAGAACACACACAGGAGAGAAACCUUAUAGCUGUGCUCAAUGUGGGAAGAGAUUUACUAAAUCUGGAGAUCUGACAGUGCACAAGAGAAUACACACAGGAGAGAAACCUUAUAGCUGUGAUCAAUGUGGGAAGAGAUUUGCUACAUCUGGCAAACUGACUUCACACCAGAGAACACACACAGGAGAGAAACCUUAUAGCUGUGAUCAAUGUGGGAAGAGAUUUACUUCAUCUGGAGAUCUGACAGUGCACAAGAGAUUACACACAGGAGAGAAACCUUAUAGCUGUGAUCAAUGUGGGAAGAGUUUUGUUCAAACUUGCCAUCUGACUCUACACCAGAGAACACACACAGGAGAGAAACCUUAUAGCUGUGAUCAAUGCGGGAAGAGUUUUACUUCAUCUGGCAGUCUGACUCUACACCAGAGAACACACACAGGAGAGAAACCUUAUAGCUGUGAUCAAUGUGGGAAGAGAUUUACUUCAUCUGGAGAUCUGACAGUGCACAAGAGAAUACACACGGGAGAGAAACCUUAUAGCUGUGAUCAAUGUGGGAAGAGAUUUGCUACAUCUGUCAAACUGACUCUACACCAGAGAACACACACAGGAGAGAAACCUUAUAGCUGUGAUCAAUGUGGGAAGAGAUUUACUUCAUCUGGAGAUCUGACAGUGCACAAGAGAAUACACACGGGAGAGAAACCUUAUAGCUGUGACCAAUGUGGGAAGAGAUUUGCUACAUCUGUCAAACUGACUCUACACCAGAGAACACACACAGGAGAGAAACCUUAUAGCUGUGAUCAAUGUGGAAAGAGAUUUACUUCAUCUGGAGAUCUGACAGUGCACAAGAGAAUACAUACGGGAGAGAAACCUUAUAGCUGUGAUCAAUGUGGGAAGAGAUUUGCUACAUCUAGGAGCCUGACUCUACACCAGAGAACACACACAGGAGAGAAACCUUUUAGCUGUGCUCAAUGUGGGAAGAGUUUUACUGCAUCUAGCUCUCUGACUUCACACCAGAGAACACACACAGGAGAGAAACCUUAUAGCUGUGCUCAAUGUGGGAAGAGAUUUACUAAAUCUGGCAAACUGACUCUACACCAGAGAACACACACAGGAGAGAAACCUUUUAGCUGUGAUCAAUGUGGGAAGAGAUUUACUUCAUCUGGAGACCUGACAGUGCAUAAGAGAAUACACACAGGAGAGAAACCUUAUAGCUGUGAUCAUUGUGGGAAGAGUUUUGUUCAAACUUGCCAUCUGACUCUACACCAGAGAACACAUACAGGAGAGAAACCUUAUAGCUGUGAUCAAUGCGGGAAGAGUUUUACUUCAUCUGGCAGUCUGACUCUACACCAGAGAACACACACAGGAGAGAAACCUUAUAGCUGUGAUCAAUGUGGGAAGAGAUUUACUUCAUCUGGAGAUCUGACAGUGCACAAGAGAAUACACACGGGAGAGAAACCUUAUAGCUGUGAUCAAUGUGGGAAGAGAUUUGCUACAUCUGUCAAACUGACUCUACACCAGAGAACACACACAGGAGAGAAACCUUAUAGCUGUGAUCAAUGUGGGAAGAGAUUUACUUCAUCUAGCCAGCUGACUUUGCACCAGAGAACACACACAGGACAGAAUCCUUAUAGCUGUACUCAAUGUGGGAAGAGUUUUACUCAGUCAAACAGCCUGGUAUCACAUCAGAGAACACACACAGGAGAGAAA